GAGUUUGAGUUUGUUAGUUGGAGAUGGCCUAAUCAAUCCUGAUUCCUGCCAAAUGAGUCAUAUGGUAAGAAGUAAAGUAAGAACUCUAAGGGGAUGUUUGGCUAUUGUUACAAAACAUUAAACCCUAAUUUUAAACCCUAUUUUGGCUUUUUUCACUGAUUCCCCCAGUUUGUGACCGAUCCUCGGACACACUUAGUUAAAGAUUCACUGCAGCAUCCAAUGGAUUCACAAGAUUCCUCUGCGCCACCACCCCACCUGAGCCACCUCCACCACCACCCUCAACCGUCGCAUCCCGCCGCCCUACACACUCAGCCGCAACGCCACCUGCCCAGCAACUCCUACCUACUCCCCAACAGCAACAAUGCCGUCAACCCCACCACCACCACUCACACGCACCAGCAAAACCCUGGCUUCCCGUUCAAUUCCAUGGCCGGCGGCGCCCCGAAGCCGCUGGAUCAUCUUCAGCCCGAUGGGUCUCCUUCAGGGGCCAGGAAGAAAAGGGGCCGCCCACGAAAGUACUCCCCCGAUAACAGCAUUGGGCUGGGCCUGUCGCCGGCCCCCGUCUCCCAGAUCCCCACUCUCAUGGCCCACAAUGAUUCCGGCGGUGGCGGAACACCGCCCUCUGAAAUGUCGGCCAAGCGAAACCGCGGCAGACCUCCGGGCACGGUGAAGAGACAGUUGGAUGCUCUAGGAGUUCCUGGAGUUGGUUUUACGCCUCAUGUAAUUACGGUGAAUGCAGGAGAGGAUAUUGCUUCAAAAAUCUUGGCAUUCUCUCAGCAAGGGCCUCGAACUGUUUGCAUUCUAUCAGCUAAUGGUGCCAUCUGCAAUGUCACACUUCGACAGCCAGCCAUGUCUGGUGGAGGUGUGACGUAUGAGGGCCGAUUUGAAAUAAUCUCAUUGUCAGGUUCAUUCCUUCUAUCAGAGAGCAUUGGUAACUGCAGUCGAACUGGUGGUCUGAGCAUAUCCUUGGCUGGAUCAGAUGGUAGGGUAUUGGGUGGAGGAGUUUCCGGAAUGCUCAAAGCAGCAUCGCCAGUACAGGUUGUCGUAGGCAGCUUCAUUCCAGAGGGGAAAAAGUCGAAGAUCAGGGCAUCUUCUACGCCACCUUCGUAUAUGUUUAAUUUUGAUGCUCCAGAGACAGGGGCCGGGGCCAGUCCUUCCCCAGGUGGCUCGAGUGAGACGGGCGAGGAGAAUGAUGAUAGUCCUCUAAAUCAUGGCUCCGGGCCUUACGGCAAUGCCGGUCAACCAGGUCAGACGAUGCCUAUGUAUAAUUCCGUCGGUUGGCCAAACUCCAUGAAAGUGCUUCCCAAUUAGCUUCACCUCUCCCACAAUAUUUGCAUGUGGUCUCAUUAGAGGUUGGUUGCCAAUGCUAACAGCAGUAUUAGGACGGUAUGUUGCUAUUAAUAUAUCGUAGUAGAUAUUAGGUUCAUAUAUUAGUUUUCUUAGUUGAGUUUGAUCCUCAUGUUUCCAUUUUAUUAUUAAAAUUGCUGGUUGUCACAUCUGACCACUUGUAUUAGCUUCAUUUAAGUAUGAUGUGUGAAAACAUAUACGGAAAUGAAGUUCCAAGAAGGCAUUCUUGCGCACUCGUGUCUAAAUGUCCUAGAAUAGCAUAUGGUGUGUGGGUCUAGUUGGUGUAGCUGUGGGUCUAGUUGCACAUGUAUUCAGAUGUACUGUGGUACUAUUGUGAAUGCAUUUAUUGAAUGUUGCAUCA
Salvia miltiorrhiza (redroot sage) is the source of this 1708-nucleotide messenger RNA. RefSeq names its product AT-hook motif nuclear-localized protein 13-like. The record is from RefSeq and is a predicted model, not a curated record. The transcript has 5 exons. Gene Ontology annotation, molecular function: minor groove of adenine-thymine-rich DNA binding. Bases 220 to 1311 code for a protein of 363 amino acids. Lineage: Eukaryota; Viridiplantae; Streptophyta; Magnoliopsida; Lamiales; Lamiaceae.